GAACAAACCGGGCGACAGGAAUAACUGCUGAUUAAACAACACUGAAUGAAACUGAGUUUUAAGAAAUCACUUACUUUAUACAUUUAUUACACGUCGUAGUACGCGUUCCUGCACACCACAGACACGAAAGGAUUUGUGGCACAGCGCAAUUUUUAGGUAUGAAUGCGCAUCUGAUUGCCUUUGACUUUGUUCUUCUAAAAAUAACAGUCCAUGCAUGGCUGGCAGGCCCUUGAAUUAGCUUGCUCGAGUUGGAUGAAUGAGAGACACGCAAGUUUUUUUUGUUAGUAAUGCCAGGCAUUAUGUACAUUUUUGCAAUCAUUAUUUGAUCAGAUUGCAUCUGAGUGAUUGAUAAAUUGCGGCUAAUAACUAGCUACCUAGCUAUCCAGCUAACGUUAGCUAGCUAACUUACUGAAUGGCGUGGGCUGAAUCUAUCUACAAAGAUACUACAAGCAAUCCCUAACCUAGGUAGCUAGCUAACAUACUAUAUGGUAGCCAGAUUAAACUUAAUUUAGAACUUGUUUUCAUUGCAAAGUACUGGAAGACAUGAAUCUCCAAUAAGAUUGCUAUCCUGUCGUGGUUUCUGGAUGUGUAGCUAGCUAUCUGAUUGUUGCCAUUGUGAUCUCUUACAGGUGUUGCAGGAGGUUUGCACCAGCAUGUCUGUAUCUGUGAUCAUUAAAUGGGGAGGGCAGGAGUACUCCAUCAGUACACUCUCCGAAGAGGACACUGUGCUGGACCUCAAGCAGUCCAUCAAGUCCCUGACAGGAGUUCUCCCAGAGAGGCAGAAACUCCUAGGAUUAAAGGUAAAAGGUAAGACCCAUCUGUGGAUUGCAGGUGUAAAGGCCAAUACCAAUAACUGUUUUACUGUGUUUGAGAGCUAAUUGACAUGUGCAGCACAGAUCGUAUGGAAGUAUUUUCCUUCACAUGCUUCACACCAUUGUGGAUUUCUGCUUUUUUCUGAGCUGUCUGGAGUCAUCACAUCUUAAUGGUUCAGUCUCUCUCCCAGGUAAACCAGCAGAGGACCAAGUGAAGCUGGGUUCACUGAAGCUGAAGCCCAAUACCAAGAUCAUGAUGAUGGGCAGCAGGGAGGAGAGUCUGGUGGGUUCCUCUUCCUUCCACUAAACUGUAUGGUGAACCAUUCCACACCCGGGACUGUGAUUGGUGAAGCCUGCUUCCAGCUGUUUACCAGAAGCAAUGUCAAGACAAGGACUGACUUGUAGAGAGUUUAUUUUCCUAACUUUAGCAUGUCUAAGACCUAGGCCUCAUAACACUCAAUCGCUUCGUUUUGUUUUGUGAAGGAAGAAGUUUUAGCACCUCCCCCAGAGAAUGAUGACGUUGUCAAUGACUUUGACAUUGAAGAAGAGGUGAUUGAAGUACAGAACAGGUGCAGUAGGACUUUGCAGAUACAACUAAUUUAUACUGUAGCUUCAGUCAUGCAAGUAAUGAAUUGAUUUUGCUCAAACUUCGCUUGGCACUCUACGGUAUGUUUUCUAAGAUGGCGUAGUCAGUCCAAUGUCUUGUUUUAACUUAAUGCCCUUUUGUUUUCUUUAGAGAGGAGAACUUGGCCAAGAUAGCCCGCCGUGUCAAAGACUACAAAGUGGAGGGGAUGAACCCACCCAGGGCAGGAAAGAGGCUGCUAGUACUAGAUGUGGACUACACGUUGUUUGGUGAGUAGGAAGAACAUCAAAACUGCCCUGGGCACCUGCUGUUUGCCUGAUGAAGUCAUUCAUAAUUACACCAUUUCUAAAUAUGAAACACAUUUGAGAUUUUAAGAAUGUAGAAUGUUAUUGAAUGAUUUUAUACCAUUGUCCUUAUGCUGUUUGUUUUUUUUCAAACGUUUGAGCAUGUUUCUCUGUGAUUUGUUUCAUUCCAGAUCACAAGUCAUGUGCAGAGACGGGACAAGAGCUCAUGAGGCCUUUUCUCCAUGAGUUCCUGACCUCGGCGUACGAGGACUAUGACAUCGUCAUCUGGUGUAAGUACCAAACUGCUUGUUUUGAUGUAAAUGGAACGUUCAAGGUAACUCGCAGUAAUUUGUGUUUAAUUUGUUCUAGCUGCCACGAGUAUGAAGUGGAUUGAUGCUAAAAUGAAAGUAAGUAUUCCCUUUUGAUAUGUUGAUUUUGUAUCAGUCUCAAUUCAUUUGUUGGCUCUUCAUGGCCAGAAAGGGGCAGUUUCCCCAGAAGAGUUUUCACAACCUCCAUUGAGCGCUAAACACAUGCAUAUUGAGUAGCAGUGAUUUAAUAUGCGGGAUUGACCUGUAGUGUCGAGCGUCAGAUCAGAUGUUGCCUUCCUGUUGUGGUGUAUGUGACCGUCUCGCCGUGCCCUCUGGUUUCUCAGGAGCUGGGAGUGACGGACAACCCCAACUACAAGAUCACCUUCAUGCUGGACAGUGCAGCCAUGAUCACCGUGCACACGCCUAAGAGGGGUGUAGUGGAGGUGAGUGGGCCUACACUGGAGCAUACAACCCUCAUAAAUCCCACUGAUUCAUGUCCCAGUCGCCUUAUGGAACUGCCUCAAGUCAGUGUUGUGGUGGGCGUGUUUCAGGUGAAGCCUCUAGGGGUGAUAUGGGGAAAGUACAGUGAGUUCUACAGCAAGAGGAACACUAUCAUGUUCGACGACAUUGGCAGAAAUUUCCUUAUGAACCCACAGAACGGACUGAAGGUAAGUUAUGGUAGAACUUCCAUUACUAGACCGGGCGUUUCUUUGCUUACCAUUGGAGGUGUGGAAAGCCCAGCUCACCCACGUUAUAAUUAGGGUUUCUAACUCUACAGGUUGAUCAAAACAGACAUUGUCAUCCAUCAGUACAGUUUGAUAUUUAUAGCACUUAUUGCAUUAUAACGCGUUGCAAGUGUUACCAAAGGGGUGAACUAAUCAGUUCUCCUCACUGGUUACAUGGACAGACUUGCGUUUUGACAGAGGUAGAGGUGCUGUAAAUCCACCAGAGCAGACCAGUAAAAUGCAUGCGCGUGUAAUUACACUUCUUUGGACCCCCGACACUAAUUAGAGGCUGGGGUAUAUUUACUAAAAUGAGAUGGCCGGCCAUUAUAAGAGACCACCGUUUGUUUGAGACUCUGGGCUCUAUUUGAACAAAUCUAACGCAAUGGUAUGGCAGCGCUAUAGGUCCGCCCAUCGUUACCGCUAAGACCAGCUUCUGGUUGGUCUUAAAUAUCCCCACCAGUGCUGCCUGAAAUUGGCACUUUGGAGCAUGAUUUUAAGAACACACCUCACAUAUUGCCACCCCUCCCACCUCAGCGUAAGCGAGCUCAUAUAAGAGAGGUACAUUACCAAUCCUGGCGCUAGGGUUUGAAAAUAGAAGUGCGACGGCUUUAACAGGUCAAUUGCAAACUAGCGUGCGUUUGGACAAUAGCAAACUAGCGUGCAUUUGGACUGUGCAUUUUAAUGUCCGUUUUCAAUAAGUAACCCUACCAAAGCCUCCUUGAGUCUUCCAGGUGUCAGCUGUCAUUAUGGUGUGAAUUUUGAUACAACACAUUUUCAAUGUUUUUUUCCCCCUCCUUUAGAUUCGUCCAUUCAUGAAAGCGCACUUAAACCGUGAAAAAGACAAAGAGCUCUUCAAACUGUCUCAGUAUCUUAAGGAGAUUGCCAAACUGGAGGACUUCUCUUGUCUCAACCAUAAGCAUUGGGAGAGGUAAGGUUACGGAAAUAUGAUUCUGCUACUGACUCUGUCUUAGCACACCUUUUUUUUGCUGCUUCAUUACUGACUUUUGUUUUAAACUAGAUGAUAAUUGCUUUGUGAUCAUUGUUGUGUUGUGUAUGUCCGCAGGUAUCGCGCAAAGAAACCGAGCCAGUGAGAGCGUUGUUGUGGAUGUGUGAAGGGAUCAUCAUUCCUCAACCAGGAACAGGGCAGGACACUCAAGCCCUCACCAAACUACUGCUGCUGUUUCCCAUUGUAUGGCGUGUUUUAUUUACUUCUGUUCUUCCCCCUCAUCUCUGUCUUUCUCUGUUGACUUCAGUCCGGGAGACACGGUAAAUACUAUACAAAAUCUCAGUACUCAGUUUACAUGCAAUGGAUUUUGUUAGGUUUCACCCAGUCGCUCUUUCACAGCAGUGACUCUGUCAUCUGUAGCUAUGACACUUAAACUCAGUUAUACGAACAUGAGUUUGUUCUGUACUGAUACUGUUAUGUAUUCUCUCUCUCCACUCCCCCUGGCUCUCUCCCCUAUGGCAACACCAUACCAAGUAGAUAGAGCAAAGCUGGUACAGUAACUGAGUGUUACCGAGUACACUGAGGUAAAGUUGUGUGACAGGUUACUUAACUAAUCACUGAGGUGGAUUAGGCCUCUAUUAGGAUGGUGACCUCCAUAUACUGCUGCUUGUCACAGAGGUCGUUUCUGAAGGAGACGGAUGACGUUGUCCAUCAGGCAGUUUUAGAUUGUCAUUGUCUGCUGACAUCAGCUAUGCCUGCCUGGAAACCAAAUAUAUCUCUGCACGUGGUUAGACAGUAUUUUUUUUAAAUAUGCAUUUGACCUAACUUUGAUUUGAACUGAAACACCUUCUUUUUCAUAUUCUCAGGCAAUUGUUAGGUCCACUAAACCAAACAAUACUUGUUGUAGUAGAAUGAUUGAAAAUAACUGGGGGAAAAAGGCACUUACAUUGUUUUUGGACAAUUAAAGGCAUUGUGUUGUUUGGCAGGCUCAGCCCAAGCACUAGACACUAAACUCAGAUCAGACUUCUCUGAUUUUGUAUGAGGUUUAUUUGUAAAUAGUAUUUAAUAUUUUCAGUUGGAAAAAAGGGAUAUGGUUCAGAGCAUUGAGUCACACCUUUUUUAUCCGUUACUAGUUUUCUCUUUAAAAGGCAAAUAUUUGACAGUAAUGAAAUAUUUGCUAACAUUUGCUUUAUCCAUUGGCUGUAACACUAGAGCGUCAAUUCUCUCACGUCAUCCUGCGAAGUUAUGCAAUAAUCUAAAGAGUGACUGCUAUCAGAGGAAAUUAAUCAAUGUCAGGGUUUACAGAAUAUUUUCAACUCUUGUUAUUUCUGUUUUAGAUUGUCAAAUAUUUAUUUUACACAGACUUCCUUACUACUUUGAUUUCUAGUAAAGAAUGUUUUGCUACCUUCAUGUUGGAUGUCAAAGGAAAAUGUGUAAAUAAGCAUUUCAGUUGUCAAAUGAAGGCACUAUCAUUUAACAAGCUGUGUGUCCUUACCCACGCAUCCCAGGCACUGAAUACACACCUGGAUGACUGACAAUAGUACAUCAUGUCUGUCGCUGAAGCAGCACUUUUCAAACAAUGAAAAAUCUAUUGAUAUUUAUUUUGUAUUAUUGAAUAUUAAAUCAUACAAUCUACCUGCAGUGAAGC
This is a messenger RNA of Coregonus sp. 'balchen', 5306 nucleotides long. The record is from the annotation of a GenBank genome assembly. NCBI's taxonomy places the organism in Eukaryota, Metazoa, Chordata, Actinopteri, Salmoniformes, Salmonidae.